GUCUGUUUGCUGCAUGCAUUGCUGCUCAGUCUGGACAAGAUGAAACUCAAACGAUUCCUGCUUAGAUAUUAUCCACCAGGAAUAGUAUUGGAAUAUGAAAAAGGAGGCGAGUUAAAGACCAAAUCAAUAGAUUUACUUGAUCUAUCUCCAGACACAGAUAUUGGUGAAUUAGUAGAAGAAAUUAAAAAAACUGAACCCCUUAUCACUGCCUCACGCACAGAACAAGUAAAACAGCUGGUACAGAGACUACAAGAAAAACUUGGUCAACAGGAUGAUCAAAAGUUUUAUCUUUUUAAGGUACUCCGGGCACACAUCUUACCCCUUACAAAUGUUGCAUUUAACAAAUCUGGCUCAAGCUUCAUAACAGGGAGCUAUGACAGAACAUGUAAAAUUUGGGAUACAGCAUCAGGAGAAGAGUUGCACACACUGGAAGGACACAGAAAUGUGGUCUAUGCAAUAGCAUUCAACAAUCCUUAUGGUGAUAAAAUUGCCACUGGAUCCUUUGACAAGACUUGUAAAUUAUGGAGUGCAGAGACAGGCAAAUGUUACCAUACAUUUCGAGGUCAUACUGCAGAAAUUGUAUGCUUGUCAUUUAAUCCGCAAAGUACACUGGUGGCAACUGGGAGUAUGGACACAACAGCAAAGCUUUGGGAUGUCCAGACUGGAGAAGAAGCUGUUACAUUAACAGGCCAUUCAGCAGAAAUAAUUUCACUGUCAUUCAACACAACGGGAGACAAAAUUAUCACUGGAUCUUUUGACCAUACUGUUUCAUUGUGGGAUGUUCAAUCAGGAAGGAGAAUCCAUACUUUGAUUGGGCACAGAGGAGAAAUAAGCAGUGCACAAUUCAACUGGGACUGCUCACUUAUAGUCACAGGAUCUAUGGAUAAAACAUGCAUGGUCUGGGAUACAAUCAAUGGCAAAUGUGUUGCAUCAUUAACGGGACAUGAAGAUGAAGUAUUGGAUGUUUGCUUUGAUUAUACAGGCCAGUUUAUUGCAACUGCAUCUGCUGAUGGAACUGCAAGAGUUUAUAGUGCCUCAUCACAGAAAUGCAUAGCUAAGCUCGAGGGACACGAGGGUGAAAUUUCCAAGCUUUGCUUUAACCCACAGGGUAGUCGUAUUUUAACUGGAAGUGCUGAUAAAACUGGCAGAAUGUGGGAUCCGCACACAGGCCAGUGCCUCCAGGUGCUGGAGGGGCAUACAGAUGAGAUAUUUUCAUGUGCUUUCAACUAUGAAGGCAAUACCAUUAUUACAGGCAGUAAAGAUAACACCUGCCGAAUAUGGCGCAGAGACAGGAAUGUAAUUGAGGAAAAGAUAAUGGUAUGAAACCAAAAGUAACAUUUUAACCAGCAGUGAAGAAGCACCCUUUUUCUUUCUUGAACUAAUCAUCACAAUGAAAAUAUUUACGAUUCCAGUUUUCUUUACAGAAUGUUUAACUUGUAGUGAACUUCAUAUACAUCCUGUUUUUAAUGCUGUAGUGAGGUCUAAUCUGAGUGCUUUUAUAAAGAUCCACUGAAGCAUUCAGAAGUGCAUCCUGGAUGUAAUGACUGAUUUCUAUUCAAUUUUCUUAAAUAAAAGAUUUAUUUAAAAAAAUAAAAAAAAUAAAAAAUACCGGUCAAUUUAACUUAUUU
Polyodon spathula (Mississippi paddlefish) is the source of this 1628-nucleotide messenger RNA. Its product is annotated as dynein assembly factor with WDR repeat domains 1-like. Gene Ontology annotation, cellular component: U4/U6 x U5 tri-snRNP complex. The record is from RefSeq and is a predicted model, not a curated record. Gene Ontology annotation, biological process: mRNA splicing, via spliceosome. The transcript has 13 exons. The coding region runs from base 40 to 1323 and encodes 427 amino acids. Gene Ontology annotation, molecular function: U6 snRNA binding; protein binding; U4 snRNA binding. Lineage: Eukaryota; Metazoa; Chordata; Actinopteri; Acipenseriformes; Polyodontidae.